GGUGAAGUUUAAAGAACUUGGGUUCCGAAAAGUUCUAGAAGCUCUGGAGAUUUCUAUUGUCACCACCAUAAAUACAUCACUCGACUCAUCCCGUUUGCUCAGAAAUCGAAAUCGAAUUCGUCAGAAGUCAAUAUUGUAAUCUCAGCGUUCAAAACAUCAUCUUCUUCCCAAAUCAAUCGAGAAGAAUGUCGCUAAUUCCAAGCUUCUUCGGCAACAACAACAGACGAAGCAACAGCAUCUUCGAUCCGUUCUCACUCGACGUUUGGGAUCCUUUUAAGGACCUGCAAUUGCAAUUCCCCUCGUCUUCGCUCUCCGGAGAAACAUCUGCGGCAAUUGCGAACGCACGUGUGGACUGGAGAGAGACGCCGGAGGCGCACGUGUUCAAGGCGGACCUUCCUGGGAUGAAGAAAGAAGAGGUUAAAGUGGAGAUAGAGGACGACAGUGUGCUCAAGAUCAGCGGAGAGAGACACGUUGAGAAAGAGGAGAAGCAGGACACGUGGCAUCGCGUGGAGAGGUCUAGCGGACAAUUCUCGAGGAAGUUUAGGCUGCCGGAGAAUGUGAAGAUGGAUCAAGUCAAGGCCAACAUGGAGAACGGUGUUCUGACUGUGACUGUGCCUAAGGUUGAGACUCAGAAGAAACCCCAAGUUAAGUCUAUUGACAUCUCUGGCUAAAGCCAAUUUUAGCUUUUAUAUAUACUCUCUGUUUCAUACUCAUCAUGUGAGGGUUUCAUGGGUCUUGAGUCUUCUUUGUGUGGUGUGUGUGUGUGUGUGUCUUGAGUUUUCUUCUGAUUGUGGUUCUUCGUUUAAAAUAUGGGGCUCUCUGUGUGUUGUCUUGUGGUGAUGAUGUAUGUUAAUUAUCAAUUAAUAAUGCUAAUAAUUACUUAAGGCCAUU
Camelina sativa (false flax) is the source of this 891-nucleotide messenger RNA. Its product is annotated as 17.8 kDa class I heat shock protein. The record is from RefSeq and is a predicted model, not a curated record. NCBI's taxonomy places the organism in Eukaryota, Viridiplantae, Streptophyta, Magnoliopsida, Brassicales, Brassicaceae.